Messenger RNA from Amoebophrya sp. A25, 2071 nucleotides. NCBI's taxonomy places the organism in Eukaryota, Dinophyceae, Syndiniales, Amoebophryaceae. The record is from the annotation of a GenBank genome assembly.
AGAGAAUGUUGCAAUAUUAGAGGAAGAUCGUAUCACUGAAAGACCCAUGGGUAGUUCCAGUUCCAGUGUCCAGAGGACAAAGAAAAGUUAGUUCUCCCCGGUCUUGAAUAUACGAAAGUGCCGUACGCGUUCGAAAUUGGCACGGGAAAGCAAUGAAGUUGAGACUUUCGCUUUGCUUCAUCAAAGUUUCACGGUGUUGUUCACAUAAUCCUAGUACUUCCCAUUCACUAGAGGAUAACUCUUCGCGAUCCAUUCUUGAAAAUGGAGGAGGAGGUCGGGUUGGAAACCGAAGAGUUCGUCUGGCCAGAAGUUGUGCUGGACAUUCAUAAAGCUGUAGACAACAGGCAUUCGGACGGAGGGCAGGGUGAUGUCGAGAUGGCAGGCAGUUCCUCCGAAGACGGAGAUGGGGAGCCCCCGCGGACGUCGCAAGUUAUGCUUCGGCUUAUCCGUAGCUCAACUCAAAAGUGGUGUCUGACUUGUUAGAAAAACUUACGAAAAGUGUAGAAAGCAUUAACUCGCGUGCAGUCAAAAUAUUCGAGAUCUUAUAGAUACAGCCGCCUGUUUGGUGUCGCCGGUGGUUCAGGUCAACUCCGUACUAGAGAAGCGACCAUAAUGAUGAGAAAACGAUUGUGCGUGGUAAAACUUUAAGGAAAAUGCAGCGGACAUGAACCCUCCGCACAGGACCACCGUUGAAGCAGUGUACCGCUGCGAUUCCUCCGACGAGGCGUCCUCGCAGGAGCACGAGCAAGAGAGGGACGGCGUGCGGAGUCCUCGCUCUCAUAGUAGACCACUGCAAUCCUCAAACGCACCAGUUCAUUCCAAAAAGCCGACUGGCGGCUUUCUUGCAUUAUCGGCGGGUUCAGAUGAUGAGGGCACGUCAGGGCUCGACCUCUUUAGCGAGGAUGAGGAGCCCUGGUCAGAAGCUGCAGUCAAGAGGCUAAUGCAGAGAACGCGAAAGAAAAUUGAGGACACCAAUUCGCAAGGAAAAGCAGUUGCUGAGGUCUAUUCGCGCUACGCUAACGCCGCAGAGCCUGGCGUCAAUCAGUGGCCGAGUCCCCAGACAACGUGUGCAUCGUUAAGGCUAUUCCUAGUUUUGAUCUACAUUCGUAUAGACGGUAUCCAGUUUCAAAAUCAAGGAGAUAGUUGGAGGCGGGAGUUGCUUUUUCGCUGAGGAAGUAGUUGUGAGUGAUUCAGUCGUUAGGUGAGUUAGGAAGUUAGAAGGUUCUAACAUUUAGUCCGUCGUCGACUCUCGCGGGCUCUCCGCCGCAUCGAAAGAGAAGCGCGCCUGGUGUCAGCAGCACUGGCGCUACAGUGGACGUUGAGGAGCCGGAUGGAAGUGGCUCACCGGUGUGUAGUGAAGAAUUCAAGGAAGGCUGUCACGGAGGAGGUGACAGCAAGGCGGGCGCGAAGCCGGAGCAACUCUUAGAAACAUCAGGUAAUACCAAGCACAAAUUUUCUAUGCAACAAAAUAGGCACUUCAUCUGCUUUGGAAGGUCUCCUGUAGCAUGCGUAUUGACUCUCCUUCGCGUGCGGGUCUACGCACUAAAGUAUACUACUCGAGAAUAACCUCAAGAUCGUACGCUUGUAGUUGAGGCGAGCAUGACUCUUUGCAAAAUUGUGGUGCUAUGCACUGAUUUUAUGAGUGCACCGCGCCUUAGCUUGUCCUACUCCUAUGCUCUCCUCUCCUGUGCAGAUGCGGUUGACCGCGACGCUUUUCUGGCUCUUCUCGGAGGCAAUAACGCUCCAGUGGGAAGUAAUGAGCUGCCAAGCUACGAUAGUGGCAUCUUCUUAUCGUAGAACAUUUGUGCUCGGUCUUUUAGAGGCGCAUUGUGAGUACAUCAUUCAUCAUGGAGACAUAUUAAAAGCUUAUCAACAUUACAAAUUUCAUUUACACCAUUUUCUGGUGCUCCUGCUCUCUGAUGAUCCUGACCAUAUAAGUUCUGGUCUGAUGAUGUCAUUUGCUGCGAGUCAUUGUAACAUUAUUCAGAGAUCUCGAUGAAGACUGAAACUACUGCUGGCGCCGGUUUUAGUAAUGAAAUGCGAGUGAAGAAGAGUAUCAAGUGAAAACAAC